AUAUUUAACGUGAAUAAUGAAUUGAAAAAAAAAAAGUAUAUAAAUGUACACUAGGUGGCAGUACGGAAAUAAUGGUUGGAUAAACGAAACGUAGAAUAAGAGUAUCCGGAUUCAACCACUAAUCCCCUAAAGGUGUGUUUUUGUUUCUUGCAUAUAUACAACAACAGCGCUGUUGUUUCCUUUAUACCGGGUAAUCAUAUAUUAUAACAUUGUGGAGACUUUUGCUGAAGAUUCGUUUCAUAGUUUAUUGGCUUUGUUCAUUUAAUUGAUAAUGACGCUCUAAAGCGAGCCCCCUCCUUCGGACGAGGCCAUUCCAAUAUUUCAUAACACACGAUGGCUGCAUCUCUGGUCAGGACGCUAUCAAAAUCUUGCGGGCAAUUCUGUCGGUCAUGGGGUCGGAACCAGAUGGUGUGGAGGAGCAAGUCCACCAGUCCUGUCGCAGAAAUGCACUCAGAACCCAUACUUGGCUCAAUCUCCUUUCCACCUCUGCAAACCUACUCAGACGAGGAGAGGAUGAUGAAGGACGCAGUUCAGAAGUACGCACAAGAGAGGAUUGCACCCUGGGUGGCAAAGAUGGAUGAACAGUCUCACAUGGAGAACGACGUGAUCAAGUCUUUAUUUGAACAGGGUCUCAUGGGGAUUGAGAUUGACCCAGAAUAUGGAGGAACUGGCUCCAGCUUCUUCAGCUCCAUCCUGGUCAUUGAGGAGCUGGCAAAGGUGGAUCCCUCGGUGGCUGUGCUCUGUGACAUCCAGAACACGCUGAUCAACACGUUGUUCGCCAAGCUAGGUACCGCCGCGCAGAAGGAGCAGUACCUCAGCAGGUUGUCGACUGAUAUGGUGGGCAGCUUUUGCCUCUCUGAAGCCGAGUCUGGAAGUGAUGCUUUCUCUCUGAAGACCCGUGCUGAUAAACACAAAGACUACUUCAUUAUCAACGGGUCAAAGUUGUGGAUCAGUAAUGCAGAGCAUGCAGGAGUGUUCCUGGUCAUGGCCAACGUUGACCUGUCUGCUGGAUACAAAGGCAUCACCUGCUUCAUCGUGGACCGGGAUACGGAGGGUCUUGAGAUAUGCAAAAAAGAAAACAAGCUUGGCCUCCGUGCAUCCUCCACCUGCCCACUCAACUUUGAUAAUGUUAAGGUACCGGAGAAAAAUAUUUUGGGCCAGAUUGGUCAUGGAUACAAGUAUGCCAUUGGGAUGCUGAACGAGGGGAGGAUUGGAAUUGCUGCACAGAUGUUGGGCCUGGCUCAGGGCUGCUUUGACCACACCAUCCCAUACACAAGACAGAGAGUGCAGUUUGGCAAACGUAUUUUUGACUUCCAGGGAAUGCAGCACCAGAUCGCUCACGUAGCAACACAAAUCGAAGCAGCUCGUCUCUUGACGUACAAUGCUGCUCGUUUGAAGGAAGCUGGCAGACCUUUCAUCAAAGAGGCUUGUAUGGCCAAGUACUUCACUGCAGAGGUUGCAACAUUAACAACAUCUAAAUGUGUCGAGUGGAUGGGAGGAGUUGGCUUUACUAAAGAUUACCCCAUUGAGAAAUACUACAGAGACUGUAAAAUUGGUACCAUCUAUGAGGGGACCACUAAUGUGCAGCUGUCCACCAUAGCAAAGUUCAUCGAUAAGGAGUACGACCACUGAGACCACUGGGUUGGAACUGGUUUGUCUGUUACCUGUCAUAUUUUCCUUGUGCUAUAAAGGUGGGGUUGGUUUUGCUGCAGUGAAUAACUCCUCAUUGUAGUUUUGUGGGAUUUUUAGAGAACUAGAUAAAAGUCAAUUACUAGAGGCCAAUGUGCACUUUUAAAUAGCAAAAUCUCAGUUGCCCCGAUAAAUUAUUUAUUCUUACUGUUUGAGUCAACUUCAAAAUGGAGAGCUAAUUUGAAAGUGCUGGUGCCUUGAGUUUCUGUGCAGUAUGUCUUUACACAAGUGGUGUCUGUUAUGUCUGGGCUGGACGUCCAAGUACUGUAAGUUCCAUUUCUUAAAUCAACAACACAACAGCAGGAUACAAUAAAUGUUAACCAUUUGACUUGUCAUUAUUUUUACUUUGCUUUUCUUUUCGACAAACACUAUCUUUACCCGCUAUGAUUUGCAUUGUUUGUUGAAGAAUACGUAUCAAAACGUUUUUUUUCGAGUUCGGUGUACACACCUCCACAAAUGUGGUCCAUAUCUGACUGACUCAUCAUGAGACACGCUCACUUAAUGUUACCUGUUUGUGCCUUGUUGGCUGCAAGUAAUCAUCGUUGAAAGCCUGGCGCAAGGAUGUGUUGACAUGACGACAGAAAUACAGGGGAGUGUAUUUGGAGACUGAUAAUGCUGACUGUAAAAUGUACUCAUUUCAUCGUCUCUUUGUUUCGUUAAAGAAAAAAAAUCCAGAUAUUUUGUUUUGCACUCCAAGAGUCUGCCACUAGAUGGCAGCACACUCAUGAGUUCGCCUUCACACCCGUGAUUGACUCGAGCAAUGAAUUGCUGAACCGAAUACAAUGAAAUCCGUUUUGUUCAGUUUUUUUGCCUCCUCUUUAAUAAACAGAAAGAAUGCAGGAUUGAAUUGAUAAUAGUGGGUUAAAUACUGUAAAAUGAUGUUGGGUUAAAUGUUUAGAGUUUGUUGAAGCAAUUGUUAAAAAAUGUGUUUGCGAAUGUAGAAAUAAACAUCUGUUUGUAAGCAA
This is a messenger RNA of Synchiropus splendidus (mandarinfish), 2654 nucleotides long. RefSeq names its product acyl-CoA dehydrogenase short/branched chain (gene acadsb). The record is from RefSeq and is a predicted model, not a curated record. Gene Ontology annotation, cellular component: mitochondrion. The coding region runs from base 334 to 1632 and encodes 432 amino acids. The transcript is spliced from 11 exons. Gene Ontology annotation, molecular function: flavin adenine dinucleotide binding; acyl-CoA dehydrogenase activity. Lineage: Eukaryota; Metazoa; Chordata; Actinopteri; Syngnathiformes; Callionymidae.